Molecule: messenger RNA, 1410 nt
Organism: Lodderomyces beijingensis
Lineage: Eukaryota; Fungi; Ascomycota; Pichiomycetes; Serinales; Debaryomycetaceae
Source: the annotation of a GenBank genome assembly
AUGGCCACUAUUGAAAGACCCAUAACAAGACUGAAUCUGAGAAAACAACUAGAAUUACAGCACCAACAACAACAACAACAACAACAACAGCAGCAGCAGCAACUCCACCACCAGCAACAACAGCAACAAGAACAGGAGGGUCGAGAGGGAUUUAGCUUGGCAGACCAUCGUCAUCACCUUGGACAAGAUGAACACCAAACGGAAUUUUCCACCACCACCACCACUACAACUGGUUCUACUGCUACCACAAAUGGCAACUAUACACAUCAAACUCCGCACCCGCAUCACCAUCAUCUCCAUCACCAUCUAGAUAUCCAAGAACAGCAACGGAAACACCUCAACCGUCGACAACUGCGUUCGUCUCCGUUACCAACAGAUAUACCUUCACCAACGUCAACUGAAGAAGACUUGAGUGAAGAUAACACUGCCACCAGCAUCACCACUACUUCUAAUUCCAAUUCUAAUCAAGAUAAUAAUAACUCAACCUCAAACUCGGCUUCCGCUUUAGAUGCAACUACAGUUGAACAUGUGGUGGACCACCACAAGCCAUUAGCACGAACUUUUCAUGGCAGAAGCAAGUCGGUCUCAUUUAAAUUGCCACAAGAGUUAUUAACACCAAAAGAAGAAGAAGAAGAAGAAGAAGAGGAAGUUGACGAAGAAGAAGCAACACCAGAUAAUAUCAUGCAACGACCAAAGAGGCAGAAAUUAGAAAGUACUAGUUUCCAUCAGGAUGAAAUCCAGCCAAAGCAACACUUGGAUAAAAUGAAACCAAGCGACUACCCUUCAACGCCUCCUGAAGAAUCAUUCCAUUCUACUGAAAAAGAAGUCACCAAGGAAGAUGAACAACAAGAAGAGCAACAGCAGCAACUGGAAGUGGAACUUUCUACCAAGGACCAUGUCUUGGACAAGUUGGCACAAAACCCCGACUAUAUUGCUUUGCAAUCAGCAUUCGAAUUAAUACAAGCUCAAUCUAACCAGAUAAAGCAAGAGAUUAUCCAACUAUCUCAACUCAAGACCAAGUUUGAAUCUCAAGAACCACUCGACGAAACUUAUAAAUUGGUUUCAAAAUUGCUCAGCAACGAGGAGACCGACUUGCCCAAGCCGAUAAACUUGGUCAAAUGCCCCAAUAUCAAAUGGUCCAACUACAAUUCAUUUUUAGCUAGACAAUUUGAAUUACAAGAACUAUCAUCAUCAACAUCAUCAACAUCAAUAUCAUCGUUGUCAUUUUCACCAUCGGCUUCUUCUUCUUCUGCAUCUUUUUCCUCACAAGACUCAUUCCACACUCAAUAUCAAAUCCAGCCACAACAGCAGGGGCCUCAUCUCGCUUCCCAUCAGCCAGCUCAAUUCCAACAACAUAGAAGACUGAGAAGCUUGAUUUACAAAAAGUUUAAUCUUUUUGAUAAGAUUUGA